Sciurus carolinensis (gray squirrel) is the source of this 2682-nucleotide messenger RNA. It is a transcript of the gene Raver1, whose product is annotated as ribonucleoprotein, PTB binding 1. NCBI's taxonomy places the organism in Eukaryota, Metazoa, Chordata, Mammalia, Rodentia, Sciuridae. Gene Ontology annotation, molecular function: mRNA binding. Gene Ontology annotation, cellular component: cytosol. Bases 1 to 2568 code for a protein of 855 amino acids. The record is from RefSeq and is a predicted model, not a curated record. The transcript is spliced from 13 exons.
AUGUCAGGAUCCUGGGCCAAAGACGGCGGGGGCUUUGGUUGUAUUCUGGACUUCCUCAUCAAUAAAGGCUGUAAACUCCGUAGUCCACGGCUUGAUUCCACCGGCGCCGCGGGACUCUCCCACAGCUCAGCGAAUCUACUGAAUGGCCCUGCUUCGGAGGGAGGGGACGGAGUCUGUGGCGACCCAGACGAGGCUGGAACUCUAAGAGGCUGGGUGGGCUUUGGCCAAUGGGUGCAAGGGAUCGAGAGACAGGCGGGGCUUUUCUCGGCCAAUAGGCGGGCGCGCCCUCGUUGCCGCUCUAUGCCGCUCCGCCCUGGCUCGCUGGUCCCAGAAGGCGCCGGGUUUCCCAAGAUGGCGGCCGACGUGUCCGUUACUCACCAGCCCCCGCUGAGCCCGGAGGCUGGGACCGAGGUUGAAGCCAGCGAUGCCGCGGAGCACCGGGCACCCGAAGAAGAGCUGCCGCCACUAGAUCCAGAAGAGAUCCGGAAACGCCUGGAACACACCGAGCGCCAGUUCCGUAACCGCCGCAAGAUACUGAUCCGAGGCCUCCCGGGGGACGUGACCAACCAGGAAGUACACAACCUACUCAGCGACUAUGAGCUCAAGUACUGUUUUGUGGACAAAUACAAAGGGACAGCCUUUGUGACUCUGCUGAAUGGGGAGCAGGCCGAAGCCGCCAUUAGUGCUUUUCAUCAGAGCCGCCUGCGGGAGCGCGAGCUGUCGGUGCAGCUGCAGCCCACGGAUGCCCUGCUGUGUGUGGCCAACCUGCCUCCUAGCCUCACACAGGCGCAGUUUGAGGAGCUGGUGCGGCCCUUUGGCAGCCUGGAGCGCUGCUUCCUGGUCUACAGUGAGCGCACUGGCCACUCCAAGGGCUAUGGCUUUGCGGAGUACAUGAAGAAGGACUCCGCUGCCCGUGCCAAGUCGGACCUGCUGGGCAAGCCGCUGGGCCCCCGCACACUGUAUGUGCACUGGACAGAUGCUGGGCAGCUAACACCUGCCCUACUCCACUCCCGCUGCCUCUGUGUUGACCGCCUGCCACCAGGCUUCAGUGACGUGGAUGCUCUGCGUCGGGCGUUGUCCGCAGUCCACACACCCACCUUCUGCCAGCUGGCGUGUGGCCAGGACGGGCAGCUGAAGGGCUUUGCAGUGCUGGAGUACGAGACAGCUGAGAUGGCAGAGGCAGCACAACAGAGGGCAGAUGGCCUGGCCCUGGGGGGCAGCCACUUGCGGGUCUCCUUCUGCGCCCCAGGGCCUCCUGGCCGCAGCAUGCUGGCUGCACUCAUCGCUGCCCAGGCCACGGCCCUCAAUCGUGGCAAGGGGCUCCUGCCUGAGCCAAACAUCCUACAGCUGCUGAACAACCUGGGCCCAUCUGCCUCCCUUCAGCUGCUGCUCAACCCCCUGCUCCACGGCAGCACAGGGGGCAAGCAGGGCCUCCUGGGCGCCCCCCCAGCCAUGCCACUGCUCAGCGGGCCUGCCCUGUCCACAGCACUGCUGCAGCUUGCCCUGCAGACCCAGAACCAGAAGAAGCCUGGGAUCCUGGGAGACUCACCCCUGGGCACCCUUCAGCCAGGGGCCCAGCCCACCAACCCCCUCCUUGGAGAGCUGUCUGCAGGAGGGGGCCUGCCCUCGGAGCUGCCACCCCGGCGAGGGAAGCCACCACCCCUGCUACCACCACUGCUGGGCCCCUCUGGGGGUGACCGGGAGACCAUGGGCCUAGGUCCCCCAGCAGCCCAGCUUACUCCACCCCCUGCCCCUGUGGGACUCCGUGGCACAGGCCUCAGAGGCCUCCAGAAGGACAGUGGGCCCCUGCCGACGCCCCCCGGGGUCUCGCUACUGGGGGAGCCCCCCAAGGACUACCGGAUCCCCUUGAAUCCGUACCUGAACCUACACAGCCUGCUCCCGGCCAGCAACCUAGCGGGUAAGGAGGCCCGUAGCUGGGGAGGCGCCGGGAGAGGCCGCCGCCCAACUGAGGGCCCCCUGCCCAAUCACCCCACCCCUGGUGGAGGCGGAGGUGGCAGCAAAGCCUUCCAGCUCAAGUCCCGCCUGCUCAGCCCUCUCGCCAGCACCCGACUACCCCCUGAACCAGGGCUGCCCGACAGCUAUGGCUUUGACUACCCCUCGGAUAUGGGGCCUCGGAGGCUCUUUUCUCACCCACGGGAGCCAGUCCUAGGGCCUCAUGGACAUAGCCGACACAAGACGUCUCCCCCACCCAGUGGCUUCGGAGAUCGGAGUGGUGGAGGUGGCGGGGGGCCCCUUUCUCACUUCUAUUCGGGCUCGCCCACUUCCUACUUCACCAGCGGCCUGCAGGCUGGCCUCAAGCAGAGCCACCUCAGCAAGGCAGUCAGCUCCUCCCCUCUGGGCUCCAGUGAAGGGCUCCUAGGCCUGGGCCCUGGGCCCAAUGGCCACAGCCACCUCUUGAAGACCCCACUGGGCGGCCAGAAACGCAGCUUUGCUCACCUGCUCCCCUCACCUGAGCCCAGUCCGGAGGGUAGCUAUGUGGGCCAACACUCCCAGGGCCUUGGUGGCCACUACGCAGAUUCCUACCUGAAGAGGAAGAGGAUUUUCUAAGGGGCCAGUACUAGAGAUGCUCAAGGGCCUGCACCAAAUCGCUUUUGGGUUUUCUGGUGUUUUGUUUUGUGUGUGUGUGUGUGUGUGUGUGUGUGUGUGUGUGUUUGUGGGUUU